Messenger RNA from Chlorocebus sabaeus (green monkey), 4046 nucleotides. NCBI's taxonomy places the organism in Eukaryota, Metazoa, Chordata, Mammalia, Primates, Cercopithecidae. The record is from RefSeq and is a predicted model, not a curated record.
UUUUUUUUUGUAUUCUCCACAUAGUUGAACAUCCUAGAAAUUCGUUCCUUUGCAUUAGUCUCUGAGGAUGGGCCCGUUAGCUACAGAGCCAUCAGAGUCUGAAUGUCUGGCACCUGAGCUCCUCGUUGGCCCACAGAAAGGCUCUGCCCACCAGCUCCCCAGAGAGAAUAUGGAAAUGCUGCUUGGGACCAAAUAAGGGAAUAUAAUGAAAGGGGCCUCAGGGCUGAGUCUGUGUCUGAGUCACAUUUUAGCAAAGUGGCCACAUAGCUUCUGACUCAGAGCACAAAGAUUCUUCAAUUCUUCAUGGCAAGAAUGAGACUCACAAGAGCAUAGGCUCAGAAGUGGAAAGGAGGGUAGAGCUGUCUCCUCCUGUCUAGUCUAACCAAGGCAGCUAAGAAGCUGAGGCCAGAGAAGGGAGGGUCCCGCAGCCCUAGGGAGGGCCGGAGCCAGCUGGGGCUUCCAGACUCCCGGGAGAGGUGUCAUCCUGCCACCAACUCUGCAGGCUCUGCUCAGUCUGCUUGGAUGUUGGGUGUGUCGGGAGGCCCUGUCACCCUGCCCCGACCCGGCUAUGCUGGGGAGACCUCAGCUUCCUGACUCAUACUCAGAAGGGAGUGUCUUAGAGGAAUUUCUUUCCACCCAAGCAGUCUAUGGACUGAUCAAAAGUGCAAGUCAUGUCAAGACGUGGAAAGAGCAUCGACCCAUGUCCAAUUAGCUACUUAAAGGUCAACUAAGAAGAGGACUGAGAGUUAACCAUUGGAUUGAGCAACAUCAAGACCACCUGGAUAUUGGCCAAUGAUUUUACCCUGAACAUCUGCCUAGAGUGAUGGAGUUGUGUCCCAGCCCUCAGUUUAUCACUGGUGGAGCCACACACACAGACGUUUGUCAGGGCAGUCUAGGUGACUGCUGGCUUCUGGCUGCCAUUGCCUCCCUGACCCUGAAUGAAGAGCUGCUUUACCGGGUGGUCCCCAGGGACCAGAACUUCCAGGAGAACUAUGCGGGAAUCUUUCACUUUCAGUUCUGGCAGUACGGAGAGUGGGUGGAAGUGGUCAUUGACGACAGGCUGCCCACCAAGAAUGGACAGCUGCUCUUCCUACACUCGGAGCAAGGCAAUGAAUUCUGGAGUGCCCUGCUGGAGAAAGCCUAUGCCAAGCUCAAUGGUUGUUAUGAGGCUCUCGCUGGAGGUUCCACAGUGGAGGGGUUUGAGGAUUUCACAGGUGGCAUCUCUGAGUUUUAUGACCUGAAGAAACCACCAGCCAAUCUAUAUCAGAUCAUCAGGAAGGCCCUCCGUGCGGGGUCUCUGCUGGGCUGCUCCAUUGAUGUCUCCAGUGCAGCUGAAGCAGAAGCCAUCACCAGCCAGAAGCUGGUUAAGAGUCACGCAUACUCUGUCACUGGAAUUGAAGAGGUGGAUUUCCAGGGCCAUCCAGAGAGGCUGAUCAGACUCAGGAAUCCAUGGGGUGAAGUGGAGUGGUCGGGAGCCUGGAGUGAUGAUGCACCAGAGUGGAAUCAUAUAGACCCCCAGCGGAAGGAAGAACUGGACAAGAAAGUUGAGGAUGGAGAAUUCUGGAUGUCAUUUUCAGAUUUCAUGAGGCAAUUCUCUCGGUUGGAGAUCUGCAACCUGUCCCCGGACUCUCUGAGUAGUGAGGAGGUGCACAAAUGGAACCUGGUCCUGUUCAAUGGCCGCUGGACCCGCGGCUCCACAGCUGGGGGCUGCCAGAACUACCCAGCCACUUACUGGACCAAUCCUCAGUUCAAAAUCCAUUUGGAUGAAGUGGAUGAAGACCAGGAGGAGAGCAUUGGUGAACCCUGCUGUACAGUGCUGCUGGGUCUGAUGCAGAAAAAUCGCAGGCGACGGAAGAGGAUAGGACAGGGCAUGCUUAGCAUCGGCUAUGCUGUCUACCAGGUUCCCAAGGAGCUGGAGAGCCACACGGAGGCACACGUGGGCCGGGAUUUCUUCCUGGACUACCAGCCCUUGGCGCGCACCAGCACCUAUGUCAACCUGCGGGAGGUCUCUGGCCGGGCUCGGCUGCCCCCUGGGGAGUACCUGGUGGUGCCAUCCACGUUUGAGCCCUUCAAAGACGGCGAGUUCUGCUUGAGAGUGUUCUCGGAGAAGAAGGCCCAGGCCCUAGAAAUUGGGGAUGUGGUGGCUGGAAACCCACAUGAGCCACAUCCCAGUGAGGUGGAUCAGGAAGACAGCCAGUUCAAGAGCCUGUUUGAGAAGCUGGCAGAGGAUUCUGAGAUUACUGCCAAUGCACUCAAGAUGCUUUUGAAUGAGGCGUUUUCCAAACGAACAGACAUAACGUUCCAUGGAUUCAACAUCAACACUUGCAGGGAAAUGAUCAGUCUGUUGGAUAGCAAUGGAACGGGCACUUUGGGGCUGGUGGAAUUCAAGACGCUCUGGCUGAAGAUUCAGAAGUAUCUGGAGAUCUAUCGGGAAACUGAUUAUAACCACUCGGGCACCAUUGAUGCCCACGAGAUGAGGACAGCCCUCAGGAAGGCAGGUUUCACCCUCAAUAGCCAGGUGCAGCAGACCAUUGCCCUGCGGUACGCGUGCAGCAAGCUCGGCAUCAACUUUGACAGCUUCGUGGCUUGUAUGAUCCGCCUGGAGACCCUCUUCAAACUGUUCAGCCUUCUGGACAAAGACAAAGAUGGCGUGGUGCAGCUCUCUCUGGCUGAGAGAAAUAAUUUCAGGCUACUUCCCAGAGAGAGGAAAAUCUUUGGACUCUCCAAGAUUCAGGUUGCAUGGUAACAUCUACCCCAUCCAUUCCCUGGGCUGGAAGGGCCCUGAGAGCUCUUUGGGCAGCAAGAGACACCUUCUAUGGCUGCUGCCUAGCAGUGGCUCAGAGCACCUUGAUAUGCAGCCAGCUUGUGGCCUUUGUAGCUAUAUCCUCACCGCUGAGGGUGAAGAAGGGAGUGCCAACCCUCAGAACCAUAGAGGCCAGGUGGCAUCCUUUACGGCGGAUGUCCCUGGGUGAGCCCGAGAUGCUUCCCUGGAGCUGGAAAGCAAUCCAGAUGCAAGGCUGAUGGAACGCAGUUGGCUCCCACUUCCACCUGCAUUCUUGAAACAUUUACUACUAAUUAAUUUCUGAAUUACACAACAAUGCACUUCCUAAUUACACAGGGGAAGCACCAGCAGCUAUAACAGGGUUGUUAUCUAUUGCACAAGUGAUUCUAUUAGAUGCUGUAUCAGAAAGGAGAGGAGGGAGGAAGGGAGGGGAAAGGAAGAGAGAAAGGAAGAGAGAGAGAGAGGGAGAUGAACAGAUUGAGACUGAGAAGAAAAGCCUGGCUGAUAAUGCUUUCUAGUCUCAGGAGGGAGGCUGGCUGACUUGGGACCUCAGCAUCCCUUCCAAGAGAUGUGCAGCUUAGAGAGAAAAGGCUUCCUCAAAAACUCUGACAACUGUGCAAAUAUCAACACAGAAAUAUAAAUAAUAACAUGCAGACUUCAUGAAACAUAAUUAUGGCCCAACAUUAUGAGGAAAGAGACUCACCGGAGACUGGCCAUAUUUCUUUUUAUCUGAAGGUUUGGUUUUGCAUGGGGGUGAUUAAAGCAAAGACUCUGGUUUCUUUCUGUCUCUCUCUUUUUUCUUUUUUUGGUUUUUACUGCCAUAUGGAUUUUUAAAAUAUUUAUGUCAGGUUGGACUGUUCAUUAAAAUGAGUGGCUUUCAUAUCCUGUUGAAAUAUCUGGGUUGUCAAAUGUUUAUUAGGCUCAUUGAAUGUUACCGAGCAGCUACUAUGAGUGGGGCAAGGGUGAAGUAUGCAGGGCAGUAGGGCUACAGAUAUGAAUAACAUAUGGCCCUGCCUUUGGGUGCGUCGCCAGUCUGAAGAGAUGGACAGGUGUAAAAACAAGCAGCUUCAAAAUGAGAUGAUAGGAGCAAUGGUGGGGACAGGUGUAGGGAGUGGUGAGGGUACAGGGAAGCACGAGCUUCAUGUUGGGGUUCAGAAGAGGGUCUGUGGAACAGAGGAGAGUGUGAAACAAGAGUUGCCUCCAAUGGAGGCUGGAUUGGGAGGGCCAGGGAGCCCUUGCCCAUCCUCUGUGCCUGCGUUACAGG